Ceratina calcarata is the source of this 1527-nucleotide messenger RNA. Its product is annotated as Bloom syndrome protein homolog. The annotation marks the transcript as partial. Lineage: Eukaryota; Metazoa; Arthropoda; Insecta; Hymenoptera; Apidae. Gene Ontology annotation, molecular function: four-way junction helicase activity; nucleotide binding; 3'-5' DNA helicase activity. Gene Ontology annotation, biological process: DNA replication; double-strand break repair via homologous recombination. The transcript has 7 exons. The record is from RefSeq and is a predicted model, not a curated record. Gene Ontology annotation, cellular component: cytoplasm; chromosome; nucleus.
GCGAAGAAAGGUAAAAAUUGUUCGGAUGAAGUGAUAGCUUUGAUAAAAACAAAGUACAAGAAAGAAUCAGGUAUUGUCUAUUGUCUGUCGCGUAAAGAGUGUGACACCUUUGCGGCACAGAUGAAAGAAAACGGAAUUAAAGCAUUAAGUUACCAUGCUGGCCAUGCAGAUAAUAAAAGAAGUGAAAUUCAAGGCCGAUGGAUUUCAGAAGAAAUUCAAGUUGUGUGCGCGACGAUAGCAUUUGGGAUGGGUAUUGACAAACCGAAUGUGCGUUUCGUUAUACACGCAGUGCUUCCUAAGUCUAUAGAAGGUUAUUAUCAAGAGAGUGGACGCGCUGGCCGCGAUGGUGCGAAUGCAGACUGUAUUUUGUUUUAUAAUUACGCGGAUGUAUAUAGGAUUCGAAAAAUGGUGGAACAAGACAAUCCUAAUCCCAAUGUGUUGAGAACUCAUAUGGACAAUUUGUUUAAAAUGGUAUCGUUUUGUGAAAAUAAGACAGACUGUCGUAGACAAUUGCAAUUGAAUUAUUUCGGGGAGAUAUAUGACCGACAGCAGUGUGUGGCAAACAAAGCAACAUCCUGCGAUAACUGCAGAUGUAAAGAUGAUUUUAAUAUGUUUGAUGCAACAGAAGAUGCAAAACAAAUAACGAAAGCUGUGCGGGAUAUUGUUCAAUCCAGAAGUUGCAAUCUUACGAUGGUGAUGCUUACAGAUAUAUUUAAAGGGUGUGAUCUCAAGAAACUGAGAGAAGCAGGCCUUACUAAGCAUCCUUUGUAUGGUCGUGGUAGGUCAUGGAAUAGAGGUGAUAUUGAACGUCUGUUACAUUACAUGGUGCUCAAAGAAUAUUUGCAAGAGAAUAUGCAUAUAACUGUAAAUGACUUUGUUUGUGUCUACGUAAAAAUUGGGCAAAAUGCUGCUGAACUCAUGACUAAGAAAGACACUAAGGUGAUAAUUCCUAUGAGAUCAUCUAAUACUACUACUGCCGUAGCAACAGUAACUGCAGUUCCACAGGCGAUAAAUGGCGCACUCUUAGAAUUACAAGAAAAAUGCUACAAAGAAUUAAUGGAAAUAAUAAAAGGAAUCGCUGGAGCACUGGAUAUUUCAGCAUCUUCAGUUAUGAAUAUGAUAGCAGUUAGAGCCAUGAGUCAAAGUCUUCCGGACAGUGCGGAAGCUAUGUUAAAGAUCCCGCAUGUAACUAAAGCAAAUUUUGAGAAAUAUGGUAAAGCAUUGCUCGACAUAACGCAAAAGUAUGCCGCAGAAAAACAUGCUUUGAUGGCUGAUGAACACGAAGCUAUUGAUAACGAAGAAGAUGAAGACGAUACGUGGUCUAGCGUUUCUACUUCCACUAAUAAAUACAAAUCAGUCGCUGGUAAGAAGCGCAAGGCUAAAAGUAAUUACCAAAGUGCAAAUAAAAAAUUUAAAAAAACAGGGACAAGUACGGCAAAAGCAAAAGCUAAACCAACAGCGAAAGCAAAAGCAACGGCGAAAGUAAAGAGCAUAGCUGGUACAACUGCAAACGAGAGCAAAGGUCCA